CCCCGGCAACGGCUAGGAGCGGCAGCGGCGGAGGUAUAAAAGGCCGGCUGACCGCAGACACAGCAGCUCACACUUCGGUCAGGCUCCCAGCAGCGAGGACCACACAUCCACAGCAGCAGACAUGAACACUUUGACGGUCCUCGUCCUGACGCUGGUGGCGCUGGCGAGGGCGAAGCCGCAGUUCCGGCCACAGCCGCAGCCCUCGUACUCUGGCAACACGUCGCCCAUACCAAUCAUCCGGUACAGCAACGAGAUCAGCCCCGACGGAUCGUACGCCUGGAGCUACGAGACGGGCAACGGCAUCGCGGCCGACGAGAGCGGUGCGCUGGAGAACCCGGGCCAGAAGGACCUGGAGGCGAUGCGCGCGCAGGGCUCCUUCUCUUACACGGCGCCCGACGGCUCGCCAAUCAGCGUGCGAUACGUCGCUGACCGCGACGGCUUCCACCCCGAGGGCGCCCACCUGCCCACGCCGCCACCCAUCCCGCCGGCGAUCCAGCGCGCCCUCGACUUCAUCGCCAGCCAGCCUCAGCAGCCGGGCAACAACGGCGGCGGCCAGUUCCCCAGGCCUCAGCCCUUCCCCCGUCCGGGAGCCUUCGGCCGCCGCUAAGGCUCUACGACGACCGCCCCUCUGAUGACGAUCCAUCCAAGACGGCUUCGCUGUUGCUACUGUGACGCUGCGCCACUCCAGCUGGCCUGUGCGGCCCAAAGAUCUCUCCCGUCUGUGAUGUCUGAUGUGGACCACCAACAAACUCAUCCUUACAAUCUCUCCACUUCCCUUUCACUUAGUCAGCCCUUCCUCAACUUCCUUUACCACCUCUUCACUCGGUAGAAUUGCAAACCCUUUCCCUUUCAAAAAUUUCCCCAAUCCCUCAACUGAGUAACAACUUUUGUAGCACUUGACGACAGUUACUCGAGACCUGCAGACGUUACAAGCAGACGGUGACGUAUGUAGGAAAACCUCUGAAGCUCUGAAACCUCCUAGUCCCUUUCUUUUCAAAGUACAAAUACUGUGCUCACGGGUACCUUCUUUUGCUCUAUCGACUCCCUGUCUAGAGUUGUCCUUCUUACAUCUGUUGCUUAUUCUUCACGUAGUCAACUGCAGUAACGAUUCGCCCUUUUUGUUACUUUCGAGUAUGUUUCUUGAUCCACCUAUCAGAUUAUAGACCGAUAUUACACGCGAAGUCGUCAGCUAUGGACCUCGGUAAACUACAUACAAUGACCUCCAAGUGUCAGGCAAUCGAGCCACAAGCUCGAUCUCCUACACACAUCCCUCUAUUUUUAAAUAUUCGUGUAUAGCAUGUGCAGUACGGCCUAAGCAAUGACACAACUGCGCUUGUGAAAUUGCUGUUUGACAUUUUCAGGUGGUAUCUCUCAUUCGCUCUCUUCAGAAUAUCCUCCUUUAACUUAUUUUCACCUCACGAUGCGUAUUGCGCUCGUCACUGGUGGGGUAACUCUUACAAUGUGUGGUAGUGAUCUAACGGCCUCAGCAGCUGAGAGGAAUUUCGAGUGGGUCGCAAAUAACAUAGUGCAGUACACCCUCCGAUAAACGCUUAGCUUGCCAGUAGAAACUAUAGCGAAGACACGUCAUGCCGUCUUUGUACUAAUAGACUUAACUUGUAAGCACCAUGACCAAGUGACGAACCAGCAGACGGAUUUGUCAUUGAGUGAUUUGUAUUUUUAUUAAAUAAAUGUGCAAUCAACUGUA
Molecule: messenger RNA, 1705 nt
Organism: Schistocerca americana (American grasshopper)
Lineage: Eukaryota; Metazoa; Arthropoda; Insecta; Orthoptera; Acrididae
Product: endocuticle structural glycoprotein SgAbd-8
Exons: 3
Coding region: 122-607 (161 amino acids)
Cellular component (GO): chitin-based extracellular matrix
Molecular function (GO): structural constituent of chitin-based larval cuticle
Source: RefSeq, a predicted model, not a curated record